AUGACUACGUGGAACUACACCAGGGUUGAGGAAUUCAUCCUUCUUGGUCUGACCAGCCAGCCCAACAUGCAGAUUGCCUUAUUUGUGAUAUUUUUAACAUGUUACGUCAUAUCACUUUUCGGUAAUAUAAUCAUUAUUACUAUCAGUAGGGCAAGCCCCCGGCUGCACACCCCUAUGUAUUUUUUCCUGAGUAACUUAUCUUUUUUGGAUAUUUGGUACACAACAAGCAUUGUUCCUAAAAUGCUUAGAAAUUUUCUGUCAAUAAGAAAAAGCAUAUCUUUUGAUGGCUGUUUCACCCAGCUGUUUAUCCAUCUCUCUUUAGGAGGGACAGAGUGCUAUCUCUUGUUAGCAAUGGCUUAUGACCGGUAUGCAGCUAUAUGUCGCCCACUACACUACACCACUGUUAUGAAUCCCAUCUUGUGCAUUAAAAUGGCAGCUGGCUCUUGGAUUGGAGGCAUAAUAAACUCAUUAAUACACACAGUCUUGGCACUACAGUUGCCCUUUUGUGGCCCCAAUGUAAUAAAUCACUUUUUCUGUGAGGUUCCUUCUGUGCUGGAGUUGGCCUGUGCUGAUGCAUCUCUUAAUAAGACUAUCAUUUUCUUCUGUGCUAUCUUAGUGGUCAUGGGACCAUUUUUCCUUAUCCUCAUAACCUAUGGCUACAUCAUCUCCAGCAUUAUAAAGAUAAGAACAUCUGUGGGACGCAGAAAGGCUUUUUCCACUUGUGCGUCACACAUCAUUGUGGUGUCAUUGUUUUAUGGCACCAUUAUAUUUAUGUAUAUGAGACCAGGGUCAGCCCAUGUGUAUAACCAAGACAAAAUGGCCACUUUGUUCUACAGCGUAGUUACUCCAAUGCUGAAUCCACUGAUAUACACUUUGAGAAACAAGGAUGUUAAAGCAGCAUUAGUGGAUAUUGCAAGAAUAAAGAAAUCUGCCAGAUAA
Molecule: messenger RNA, 939 nt
Organism: Pseudophryne corroboree (corroboree frog)
Lineage: Eukaryota; Metazoa; Chordata; Amphibia; Anura; Myobatrachidae
Product: olfactory receptor 2C3-like
Exons: 1
Coding region: 1-939 (312 amino acids)
Biological process (GO): G protein-coupled receptor signaling pathway; detection of chemical stimulus involved in sensory perception of smell
Cellular component (GO): plasma membrane
Molecular function (GO): G protein-coupled receptor activity; olfactory receptor activity
Source: RefSeq, a predicted model, not a curated record